Molecule: messenger RNA, 872 nt
Organism: Salvelinus sp. IW2-2015
Lineage: Eukaryota; Metazoa; Chordata; Actinopteri; Salmoniformes; Salmonidae
Product: sodium/calcium exchanger 1-like
Biological process (GO): calcium ion import across plasma membrane; sodium ion transmembrane transport
Cellular component (GO): sarcolemma; axon; postsynapse
Molecular function (GO): calcium:sodium antiporter activity
Source: RefSeq, a predicted model, not a curated record
GAUCAAGGUCAGAAUCGUUGACGARGAGGAGUAUGAGAAAAACAAGACCUUCUACGUGGAGAUGGGAGAGCCUCGCCUGAUGGAGACCAAUGACAGUAAAGCUACAGAGGUGGCUGUGAAGGAGGUGGAAGAGGAGACGCCACUGACAGAAGUGGAUGAUGAGGACCAACGCAUCGCUGAUAUGGGCCGACCCAUGCUGGGGGACCACGUCAAACUUGAAAUCAUCAUUGAGGAAUCCUACGAGUUUAAGAACACUGUGGACAAGCUGAUUAAGAAGACAAACCUGGCCCUGCUGGUGGGGACUAACAGCUGGAGAGACCAGUUCAUCGAGGCCAUCACUGUCAGUGCCGGUGAGGAUGACGAGGAUGAAGAAUGCGGCGAGGAGAAGCUGCCGUCCUGCUUCGACUACGUCAUGCACUUCCUCACCGUCUUCUGGAAGGUUCUGUUUGCGUUCGUGCCCCCGACAGACUACUGGAAUGGCUGGGCCUGCUUCGUGGUGUCCAUCUGCAUGAUCGGCCUGCUCACAGCCUUCAUCGGGGACCUGGCCUCCCACUUCGGCUGCACCGUGGGCCUCAAGGACUCUGUCACCGCCGUGGUGUUCGUUGCCCUGGGGACCUCUGUGCCAGGUAAUAUUAUAUUUUAAACUGGUGUUCACGCUGCGUUUARUUGCUGUGUAAUAGUCAUGGUAGCAUUCCUUUUACGGAGGACAUCAGAUGUACUACUACAGUAUGUGAUGAUUGUGGUAACGCUUUCCCUAAACAUGUCCUCUAGAUUUACUCUCUCCUAACACUUCAAGUGUCCAGUCAUUACCUCURCCAUUUUCCAUUUACACUGCUUAUACCUAUGCUAGAUAAUGUUUACAUGUGUACAUG